CUUCCUCGGCUGGGGAGAAGCUCAUCAAAUUAGUCAUCACUCAGGAUAGCGUUUGUCCAUGGUGUUACAUCGGGUGGAAGGAAAUGUCCUAUGCCAUUCGCCUGGCUGAGGAGGCCCAGUUACCCGUCAAGUUCGAAGUCGAGUUUAGACCAUAUAGGUUGGAUUCUUCGCUCUCACCCGACGAACCUGUCGACAGGGAAAUGAGAUUGGUGAAGAAAUUUGGCCCGGAAGGAUACGCAAACGCACGCAGUAUGGCUAACAAACGCGGAGAAGAAAUCGAUAUUAAAUUUAUUUGGAAGGGCGCGAUUCGUCAGACAGGAGACUGUCACCGUCUUCUUCGAUAUGCUUAUUCUCGGUCGUCUGGGUCUAGCCUCGCGUCGGGAGAGAGCAUUAAUGACACCGUUCAGGCACGACUUGCGGACGAAAUAUUUAGAGGGUACUUUGAGGAGGGAGAGGAUAUUGGAGAGUAUGACAAUCUAGCACACUAUGCCGUGAAUGCGGGGUUGUUUGAUACGAUAGCAGAGGCCCUCGAAUUCCUCGCUUCUGAUGCCUGCAGGGAUGAAGUCGAGGACAUGAUCGAACAGUCCCAGGAUCAGGGUAUCACUGGGGUUCCGCAUGCUGUCGUGAACGAUCGCUGGGCGAUUGUUGGUGGGCAGACGGCUGAUACUUAUUAUAAGAUUUUCGAAAAGAUUGCCACCAUCCCUGUUCACUAAAUGCGAAACGUACUCCACAGUCCGAUUUUUUUAUGCACGGUCCGGCUUCCCGUUCUUUCCUCCCCUUCAAUCUUCUUGGCACGGUCUUGGGUUUUUGCUUAUAACUCUUAGCGCUGUUCCCGUCUUUUUCUCAAAUUUCCCAACACAAUCGGGGC
Messenger RNA from Cantharellus anzutake, 868 nucleotides. Its product is annotated as thioredoxin-like protein. Gene Ontology annotation, molecular function: oxidoreductase activity. The record is from RefSeq and is a predicted model, not a curated record. The transcript has 8 exons. Bases 84 to 713 code for a protein of 209 amino acids. NCBI's taxonomy places the organism in Eukaryota, Fungi, Basidiomycota, Agaricomycetes, Cantharellales, Hydnaceae.